AUGAAAGAUAUUAUCGUCAAGCAUCAAGAGAGUGCAUCUGUGGCUUUUGCUCAUUCAAUUUCAGCAGACUUCGAUCAUGAUCGCCACAUGACAGCAGGAGUUGCCGUGAUAUUUAAGCAGCAAUGUGGAAAGCCUUCUGAUUUAAACUGUGUCAGUUCACAUCUUGCGUACCAGAAUCACAGACAUGGUGCAGGAAUUUACAGCCUCAUUACUAAACCCAAGUACUACAACAAGCCAAAGAAAACUGAUUAUGAUUUGGCCUUUCAUCAAUUGGCUAUGGAUUUUGAGAGGAGGGGAUUCAAGCACCUGAUUUGUUCUCCAAUAGGUGCCUGUUAUCUGCUGGCUGACCAGGGUUACGACGUAUGGAUGGGAAACCCCCGCGGGAAUAUCUACUCAAAGGCUCACGAGACGUUGCAUCCGGAUGACCCAAAUUUCUGGAACUGGACCUGGGACGAGAUGGGUCGCUACGACCUCCCGGCGGUGAUAGGCUACAUACUGCAAGUGACUGGUCACCAGCAGAUCCUCUACAUCGGCCACUCCAUGGGCACCACCAUGUUCUUCGUGCUGUGCAGCUCCAGGCCGGAAUACAACGCUAAAGUGCUUUACAUGGCGGCCCUCGCCCCUGUGGCCUACAUGGGCCACACCACCAGUCCUCUUCGCUACCUGGCUCCGUACGCUCAGUCUUUCGAGAAUCUCUUACCGAUGAUUCUGGGGCAUGUUCCGGCUGGAGCAACAACCAAGACGUUGGUGCAUUACGCUCAGGAAAUAAAAUCAAAUCAGUUCCAGCGAUACGACUACGGGGCUGAAAGGAAUAUUAUUCUGUACAAUAGCACAACUCCACCGCUGUACAACCUGUCCAAGGUCUCAGUUCCUGUAUCUCUACACUAUGGAGAUAACGACCUGUUGGCUAGACCUAUGGUAAGUAUUCUCAGUUGUAGGUAUAAGGAGGAGUACAUAGAAUCUGGCAGUGAUAGAUCAUUAUUCAGCAGUGAUGGACAGGAAGAGUAUCAACCUGACCUGACUUAA
Molecule: messenger RNA, 1026 nt
Organism: Homalodisca vitripennis (glassy-winged sharpshooter)
Lineage: Eukaryota; Metazoa; Arthropoda; Insecta; Hemiptera; Cicadellidae
Product: lipase 1-like
Exons: 6
Coding region: 1-1026 (341 amino acids)
Source: RefSeq, a predicted model, not a curated record